GCCUUGCAAGGAGGUCGGCGAUAAAAGCACAUUAUCGAAACAGGAAUUGCACGGGGGACCCUGCGCGCGAGGCAGAGGAGGGCUUGGCCUCACAAAACACAGUCUCGCGGUUACUUUCCCCCUAACCUCCACUCAAGACUUCCUCCCCGGAACCAGAGCACUUUAAGUUAACACUUUGGAAACCGGGGAACCGGUUUACUCCGCGUGCGUCCUCUCUGUUCUCGCACUUUUACCACACCGCUCACGCUGUUACCCGAAUCGAAUGGUUCAGUUUCGCGCCAAACGUGGGGGCAGAAUGUGAGCUCGCGCGUCGUGAACGGCAUGAUCGUGUCCAAUGCGAGCUUCGGCUGCCCGAGCUGUCCCGCGCUAGGAGACGGAGAUGUCGGUGGUGGUGGCGGCGGCGGCACGGGCUCUCUCACGCGCACGGGACAACUGGUGGUUGCCGUGUGUCUUGGGGUCAUCGGCACCUUAGGGUUCCUCAACAACUUCAUCGUUAUCACUUUGUUCUGCCGCUACCGGACGCUGCGCUCACCCAUCAACUGCAUGCUCGUGAGCAUCUCGGUGAGCGACCUGCUCGUGAGCGUGCUGGGAACGCCGUUCAGCUUCGCGGCGAGCGCCCAGGGCCGGUGGCUGAUUGGACGCAGCGGCUGCGUUUGGUACGGGUUCGUUAACGCGUGUUUGGGCACGUACGUCCACACGCCCCCACACACGCACACCCAGAUCUGUGUGACCCUUUCAGUCUUCAGUUCCUCCCAGCCCAUGAGCAUGGCAAAGUUCUACAGGUUCUUCCGGGCCUUCCUGAGUUGCUCCGUGCCCCAGCGGGGUUCCAGCUACAAAACGUCGAGGUCCGUGCAUACGGGUCGCCGUGGCAACAACAAAACCCGCCAGUUCUCGGGCCCGCCCCAGUCCCUGGCUCCGCCCACUCACCCAUCCGACCAGGACACCUCCGAGAGGGCCAAUCACGUACCGGCAUUCAAGGUGGCAUCCCAGGGUUCCACGGUCACGGUUGCCAGGCCUAAGGUGAACCUGGUGGCAUACUACAGGGAGUAG
Molecule: messenger RNA, 1050 nt
Organism: Gadus macrocephalus (Pacific cod)
Lineage: Eukaryota; Metazoa; Chordata; Actinopteri; Gadiformes; Gadidae
Product: rhodopsin-like
Exons: 3
Coding region: 322-1050 (242 amino acids)
Biological process (GO): G protein-coupled receptor signaling pathway
Cellular component (GO): membrane; photoreceptor outer segment
Molecular function (GO): G protein-coupled receptor activity
Source: RefSeq, a predicted model, not a curated record